AUGAAGACGACGCACCACGGCAGGAAGCGCCGGAUCAUCGCCUCGCACGAGGACGUCGUCUUGCUCUACGCGGGAGAGCGACUUCCGGACGACGAGCCGCUGUCGGCGUCGGAGGUGCCGCCGGGGUGUAAGGUGCGCCGAAUUUUUCACCCACCCCGUGGCGUGGUUUCAACAUACUGUAACAUUUGA
Messenger RNA from Micromonas pusilla CCMP1545, 189 nucleotides. RefSeq lists its product as uncharacterized. The transcript has a single exon. Lineage: Eukaryota; Viridiplantae; Chlorophyta; Mamiellophyceae; Mamiellales; Mamiellaceae. Bases 1 to 189 code for a protein of 62 amino acids. The record is from RefSeq and is a predicted model, not a curated record.